AUGACAGCUUCUGGAGACGGUCGGACUCCAGCAGGAUCAGAACGUAUUCCCCAGGAGAGGACGGGGACAGCGCUGACAUCAGGACACGCACUCCAAACGAGCACUACGACCCUGCUAACCACACAUCAGAACCGGCCGUCAGUGUCCUCUUCCGUCCUGGACUACACCACCAGAACACCCACUGCAGGUCCCCCCGACGAGGACUCUCCAAUCGAGCCCGGGGUCACAGCAGGAGACGAAAACGUGUCUCCGAGUAGCACAACCUCACAAACACGUCCAAGCCUGGAGAUCCGGUCUGCUUCUACACCAAGAACUUUGAGCCCCGCCACCAUCCAGCCGCCCAAGGUCUACGUGGUGCCGGACCAGCCCCCCGCCAUCCGAGUGGAGUCCAUCGAGUUACUGCUGCAGAUCAUCGUGGAGGAGACCAGCUCAGCUUCGGGUCCUGGCUUGGAGGAGGACACCAGUGCCUGGGUGGAGCCCUACCUGCAGAGGGCGCCUGGCUUCAGCAGGCUGCAGGGAGUGUGGAGCAGCGGUCACGCCGUGCAAGCCCUGCUGGAGUUCGACACCAGAGGCGCCCUGCAGUGGCUCGCCGCAACGGGACCCUCCUCGCUACUGGAGCAGAGCGGAUUGGCUGCGGCCGCUCGCGAGGGGAGGAGCUUCAGGUGGUCCAAGGUGGUCAACAUCACGCUCGGAGGUGUGCAGGCGGACGUCUGUGAUUGGCUACUUCAGUGUCCAGCGGGCUUUCGGUGUGCGUCUCCGCCCACUUCCUCCAACUUCAGCUGCCCCUCCUCCUGCCACUUUGACUUCUGCCACCAUCACGGCAUCUGCACGCACCACCCGGGACAACUUCCCGUGUGUCGCUGCCUGGUCGGCGAGGACUUCUGGUUCAUGGGCUCCAGAUGCGACGUGAGGAUGACGCGGGCGCGCCUCGUGGGAACGUGUCUGGCCAUCCUGCUGGUGGCGGUGGCGUUCAUCUGCGCUCUGGCCUUCGUGGCCGUGAGACGCUACAGAGUCGCUCUGAUCCAGGCCAAGGUGGAUCAGACCAGGAGCAGUUACCGCAGGUUCAACCACUUUGACGAGCUCUCAGCUCGAUUCUGGCAGCGCUCCACGGCGGGCUCGGCCGACUCCAUGGACAAUCCUGCGUUCACGCGCUCCGACGAGCUGCUGCACCUGCGGGCCCUGGACCGGCCCUGCUGUUACCAUGACGACACGCUGUCGCUGGCCUCCACCUGCACCAGCCACGCCACGCGCCUCAACACCAUCUACCCCAACAGCUCCCAGUACGCUUGGCGCGGCAGCGAGAUGAGCGUGGGCGACGGCGUGCUGGACUCGGGGAAGGCCAGCGACCUGUCGGUGUGCAGCUGGCCCGUGGAGCCCAUCCACUGGACCCCCUUCCCGCUCCUGCGGCAGCUGGCCUCGCAAAGGACGCACCCGCAGGUGCGCGUGUCCAGGCCGCGCUCGUACUGCGAGGGCAUGGAGCUGACGGACCUGAACCGGAGCUGGACCGCCUGAUCAAAGGUUCUUGCUGUGUACAUCAAAGGCUGUAACUUUGUCGUACAAUAAAUGUCACAUGUGUCUGCUGU
Molecule: messenger RNA, 1583 nt
Organism: Entelurus aequoreus (snake pipefish)
Lineage: Eukaryota; Metazoa; Chordata; Actinopteri; Syngnathiformes; Syngnathidae
Exons: 9
Coding region: 1-1512 (503 amino acids)
Source: RefSeq, a predicted model, not a curated record